Messenger RNA from Akanthomyces muscarius, 900 nucleotides. RefSeq lists its product as uncharacterized. NCBI's taxonomy places the organism in Eukaryota, Fungi, Ascomycota, Sordariomycetes, Hypocreales, Cordycipitaceae. The transcript has 2 exons. The coding region runs from base 1 to 900 and encodes 299 amino acids. Gene Ontology annotation, cellular component: membrane. The record is from RefSeq and is a predicted model, not a curated record.
AUGCCAGAACUCAAGCCAUACAAAGGCGGCACAUACUAUCUCUGGGACUAUGUCCCGUCGAUGCCGGCCGCCAUUGUAGCCAUUGUCCUGUUUGGCAUUCUCACAUCCGGCGUCGUCUGGCGCAGCGUCUCCACGCGGACACGCUUCGCCAUUCCCUUUGCCGUUGGCGGAUUAUUCGAGCUUAUAGGCUACAUUGCCCGCGCCGCCGCCCCCGACAAGACCGACAACCUGAUCCUCUUCAUCAUCCAGAGCGUCUUCAUCCUCGUCGCGCCGGCGCUCUUUGCCGCGUCCAUCUACAUGGUGCUCAGCCGCGUCGCGCGGAGCGUGCACGGCGAGCGACACCUGGUCAUCCCGCCGCGGUGGCUCACGCGUGUCUUCGUGCUCGGCGAUGUCUUUUCCUUUCUCGUGCAGUCGUCGGGCGGCGGAUUGAUGGCGUCGUCGAGCUUCUCGCGCACGACGGCGCAAAAUAUCAUUCUCGCGGGCCUCAUUAUUCAAAUUGUGCUCUUUGGGCUGUUUGCCGUGACGACGGUCCUGUUCCACGUGCGGAUGCGGCGAUGGCCGUCGGCCGCGAGUGCCGCCGGCAGCGUCCCGUGGCAGCGCAUCCUGUUCAUGCUGUACGCGGCCAGCGUGCUCAUCAUGGUGCGGUCAGUGUUCCGCGUCGUCGAGUACGUCAUGGGCAAGGACGGCUACCUGCUGACGCACGAGUGGACGCUGUACGUGUUUGAUGCACUGCUCAUGGUGCUCACCAUGGGCGUCUUCGUGUGGUGGUACCCGGGUCGGCUGGCACCGCCACCGCACGCGUGGGAGAGCGUCGAGACGGGCAACAACGACUCGAGCGUGCGGCUUGACUCGGGGAUGGAAGAUUCGUCUCGCAAGCCAUCGCGGGGUCUGCAGAAGUAA